Messenger RNA from Chaetomium fimeti, 819 nucleotides. RefSeq lists its product as uncharacterized. The transcript has a single exon. The record is from RefSeq and is a predicted model, not a curated record. The coding region runs from base 1 to 819 and encodes 272 amino acids. NCBI's taxonomy places the organism in Eukaryota, Fungi, Ascomycota, Sordariomycetes, Sordariales, Chaetomiaceae.
AUGGGAGCUGACCGCGAGCGGACCCGAGUGGCGGGCAAGAGACUUCACGGCCCUAGCAGCGACAACAUGCGACGCAAGCAAUUAAAAAAUCGCUGCGAGUCACCUCCAGCGCUGGUUGCUUCCGACAAUCGUGACAAACAUGACAAACAUGAACCGCGUCUCCGAGACAUCCUUCCCGAAGGUGGGAUGGUCUGGCCUUUCGAAAUUUUCAUCCUGGAGGACAAGUUUGAGAUGAAAAUCACGGCUGCGCUAAAAAAGGUCGCUCCUCGCCUGUCCGAUACGAAACUUGACGGCUUCUUCUCUGGGCUGUUCCUCGAAGCGACCGAGUUGCUGCAGGACCCAACGACUUCCGGCGACCUCAACUCCCCUGUCUCGUUUCUCAACGCCCUACAUAAGCGUGAAUCUGUCCGACUAUGGGCCAAGCAUAUUAGCAAAGUUCAGUUCGUCAUCCUGUUCCUGUUCCUCCGCGGGGCGCGCGAUCAGUGGCACCUCGACCCGGAAUCGUUCAUGGAUAUCCAGCCUCCUUGCGAGGUUGCUAUGGCGAUCGACGAGUUCGACCAAAAUGAUGCCCUGGAUUGGAGCGCCUCCGAGAUUUCGCGGGCGCUUACCCCGCUGCACAGGAGCGUUGGCCGUAUAAAGCUCCGGACUACUGGCGACGAGGACACUGUGAUGGACGACGACCCGAUGACACAGGCCGGCCAAAGGACAGCCCAGGCUCUCCACGGCCAAACCGACGCAGUGGUUGGCGAGGCUGGCAUGGACAACGAUGUUGACAUGGUAGUUGAUGGCAUUGGAGAGCUCACUAUACAACACCGGUAG